Amaranthus tricolor (Joseph's coat) is the source of this 1526-nucleotide messenger RNA. RefSeq lists its product as uncharacterized. The record is from RefSeq and is a predicted model, not a curated record. The transcript is spliced from 4 exons. Bases 131 to 1420 code for a protein of 429 amino acids. NCBI's taxonomy places the organism in Eukaryota, Viridiplantae, Streptophyta, Magnoliopsida, Caryophyllales, Amaranthaceae.
ACAGAAAGAGAAACAUACAGUGACAUAUACCCAGAUUAUUAGCUAAUACUAUAGCAACAAUGAGAGGCUAAACUGCACUUAAACAAUUACCAUUUUCUAUCAAAAUUCACAAGCACAAUACCAACAACAAAUGGCUAAUAGCAAGCUUAUGACUUCUCGUACUUAUUCCGGAACAUUCCCGGGCCUCGAUACCCCGCCUGGUGGUGAGGACGAUGGCCCGAGUAUUGGGAUCCCGAAAGGGUGGAGCUCAGAGCGUGUUCCACGCUCGAGCUAUCGAAGCCGUAGGCACGUAGGGCCUACCGGCUUGAUGCCUUUUAGUAGUGGAAGAACAUUGCCUUCCAAAUGGGAGGAUGCGGAGAGGUGGAUUUGUAGUCCGGUUAGUUUGGGUAAUAUUUCUACUAAUAGUAAUUAUUAUUAUUAUGGAUCUGGGGCUGGGUCUAGGACGGUUUCUCAGCUGGCCCAGUACCAAAGACGGGCUAAAUCAAAGAGUGGCCCAUUAGGCCCGAUUGGGCCUGUGUAUUACGGCGGUGGGUUUAAUACUUUCUCCCCUGUGUUGGGAGUAGGGGUUAUUAAUGGUGGAAGAUGGAGGAAUUCGGUAACCAUUGAAUCUCCGGGCUUGGCGUCGGGCCGAUUUGAUGAAAACUUGGGUGUUGAAGGCGGUGGUGGAAGUGACGGUGGUCGGAGAUCUUGUCCUGGCGAUGCUACUCAUUGGUUAGAUUCAUGGAGCAGGCCGCUUAGCCCGACCCAAGGUGAGCUAAAUGUGAAUGAUGAGAUAAUAGAGAAUAUAAACAACGAUGUUGAACUAGAACAAGAUCAUAACUGCAAUGGUGAGCAAGAACCAGUUGUGGAUCGUGCUAUUUCAAGAAGGGAUAUGGCUACUGAAAUGUUCCCAGACAGUCAAAGUAGCAGUCCUAGGUCUUCUGCAGUUUCAAGUACAAAAUCUUCCCUUUCAAUGACCUCUCCUUGUCCGUUCGAUCAGUCCAAUAGAGAUAAUAUCAAUUCUUCAGAAUAUGAAAUCAGGGAUGUACAAGUUGAUAAACAUGCAAGUGCUACUAGAUCUAUCACAGAAAAUCAUUCCAUUACUUCUAGUACUACUAGUUUUGAACCAGAUAACAAAAUUUCCAAAGAAGAAGCCAGGAUAAAUGCUUGGGAAAACUUGCAAAAGGCUAAAGCUGAGGCUGCUAUUCUGAAACUUGAGGAGAAAUUGGAAAAGAAGAGAGCAUCAUCAAUGAACAAAAUCAUGGAGAAAUUACAAAGAGCGGAAAUUAAAGCCCAAAAGAUGAGAAAUUCAAAAGUUAAUAGCAAAGAUGGGAGUGAAAGUCGAGCAAUUUCGAAAACAACUUCAAAAAUUCCAUCAUUUUGUAAAAAAAUUCGAUUGAAUUCUUCAACUAGGAAUUGUUACACUUGCUAUAUGUUUUAGGGUUUUAUGGAAUGAAAUGAAUGAAUUAUUAUAUCAUUUCAUAAUGUCCCAUUUUAUGCACUUGAAAAUGGGCUUUAAUUUGUAGUAGAUUAGUCUUUGUAAAUUA